AUGAUCCAAUACUUUGGACGAAUCCUCCCACUACGAGCUUCUCUGUUGAAAGGGCAAUUACGAAAACUGGGCUCUAAUGUAGAGGUUGGCCAGACGGUGACACAGACUCGUAUCUUCACUUCAGCGGACGUUGCUGAUUUUGCUCGCCUUACUGGGGAUUCGAACCCCUUACACAUAGACCCGAACUUCGCACGAGAUUCGGUUGCAUUUAAUGCUCCGAUAGUCCACGGUGCUCUUAUAAAUGGUUUCGUAUCUGGAAUUCUUGGUAUGACACUCCCAGGUCCCGGCACUGUCGCCUUUUCUCUGACCUUAAAGUUUCCAAACCCAUUAUACAUUAACGAGGCUGUUAAAGCCAAAAUUUCGAUCGAAUCCGUGAAAAAACGAUUCGUAGAAUGCGAUAUUGAAUGCACUGCAGACAGCAAAGCUGUAAUGACCGGCAGAGCUGUUGUUAUGGUUACCAAGUAG
Ciona intestinalis (vase tunicate) is the source of this 465-nucleotide messenger RNA. Lineage: Eukaryota; Metazoa; Chordata; Ascidiacea; Phlebobranchia; Cionidae. The record is from RefSeq and is a predicted model, not a curated record.